AUGGAGGGCAGAGGUGAAAAAACGUCUCCGGUGGCUCGGGAGGUGGCGCAGUCGCCCUCAGCGAUGCACCGACCGAUGCAGAGUAUCCUCAGGGUGGACACCUACCAGUCGCGCGUCCACCGAGUCACUUCGCCGCGGCUGUUGGCAUCGCAGGUCGAGCCAUCGUCGCCUCAGCCGUCGGUCGACAGGUUGUCGGUCACCUUCGCCAUAGCCGAGCGAAGCUGCAGCAGCGACGGCCAGGAGGCGACCUCCCCCCCACCAGGGCUGCCCCUGGCCAGUCCAACGAGUCCGAACUUUGACUUCAACGGUCAGCCCCGCAAGCGUAUCGACACCAUCGACUCUGGCAGUACCGGGAAACCUGACGGGCAUCGGCUUGCCACCCCGGAAAGCGAAGAGGCGGCGGAUGCGGACUACUCGGUAUCGGCGAGCGCGAUCAUCCAGAGGCGCAACUCGUUGCGCCGGCCCAGUCGGAGGAGGCGCCGGCCCUCCUCGCCCUUCAGUCCCGACUACGAGGGCGCGCUCGCCAGGCGACGCCGCUCCUCCGUUUACACCACCAGCUCCGGCGAUACUGCCAUAUCGAUGAUGGACGUGGAGAUGAUGCAGGUCAACCAGGAGGAGCAGAUCUCGAUGAACCUGAAGAUACACAAGGACGUGCUGAGCGGGGCCAAGUCCCAUCCCUGGCCGUUGUGCAAGAAACUCAGGCUUAUCAGGCAGGCCAAGAGCUACAUAAGGAAGCACGAGGGCGAGCUACAGGAACGGCUCGCCCAGACGCGCAGUACCAAGGACUACGUUGCUCGUACCAAGCUGCUGUUCUCCAAGAAGUGGCAGUACUUCAAACGAGAAGUGGUGAACUUUAAAACGGUCCUCGUGCCCUGGGAGAGCACGAUCAAGCACAUAGAGUCCCAGUUCGGCUCGGCGGUCGCUUCGUACUUUAUCUUCCUGCGCUGGCUCUUUUGGUUCAACUUUGCUAUUUCCUUCCUCCUCGUGGCCUUUGUCGCCAUACCCGAGUUGCUGGCCACCAUGCGAAACACAACGAUACCAGGUGAGCGCAAAAACAUGCUGCCCGAGGAGCUCGAGCGCGCCGCCCAUCCGCGCUCCAUAUGGGAAUUCGAGGGCCACGUCAAGUACUCGCCUUUUUUUUACGGCUGGUACUCGGACAGGUACAAGAACAGCACCUACAACCAGCCCCUCACCUACUUUGUCGUACAAAUCAUCGUCUACACGUACAGCUUCGUGGCCAUUUUGCGCAAAAUGGCCGAGAACUCGCGGAUGAGCAAACUCUCGGAGAAGGAGGACGAGUGCGCGUUCUCGUGGAAGCUCUUCACAAGCUGGGAUUUCAUGAUCGGUAACGCGGAGACGGCCCAAAACCGGAUCGGCAACAUCGUACUCGGCUUCAAGGAGGCCCUCGUCGAGGAGUCGGAGAAACAACGAGUCGCGCGCAACUGGAAAAUCGCGAGCAUAAGGGUCCUGGUGAACGUCGUGGUGUUUCUGAUGCUCCUCGUGUCUGCCUACGUCGUCGUCGAGAUAGUCGAUCGCAGCGAAAACAGUCACGAGGCCAAUCUCAACUGGUUCGCCCAGAAUCAAGUGAGCAUCGUCCUCGGACUGAUCACCUACGUCUUCCCCAUUGCUUUCGAGAUCCUAGGUAUGAUCGAGAGCUAUCACCCGCGCAAACAGCUCAGGUUCCAACUAUUCCGCAUCAUGAUCCUCAACUUGCUCAACAUGUACUCCCUGAUUUACGCGCUCUUCAAAAAAAUCAACUCUUCGGAAGUAGAGCUCCAGAGUUUGAAGCCUAAGGUAAGCUCGAGCACGACGAGCACGUGCUACAGGAAGCUCGUGCAGUGCGAGCCGAGUGUCCUGGCCACGUCGGCGUUGGCCGUGAUGAGCCUCGUCCUACAGCCCAACGUGUCAUCCAUCCCAAAAUCACCAAACGCCACGACAAACCAGUCCGAACUGGGUCUCAGCGAGGCUUACCCGACGUACGACUCCCCGAAGACGUUCGGCCUGGACGUGAACGACAUAUACUCCCUCCUGGGCGACGACGAGGACAGCGAGGGCCCAAAGAACUACAUCGACUGGGAGAACAACGUGGUCUGGAGUUCGCUGAGCGUGGAAAACGACACCGCUAACGCGACGGAGGGGAUGAGCAGCUCUUACGGUCCACCGAGGGCGGAGGACGGCUAUCCCCACGUGGACUACGAUUACGAGGGCUACUGGGACGAGGACAACCGGACGGAGGGAUCCACCACGGAGCAGCCAGUGACGCCGGGAGUCGAGAGCUCGACUGCGAGGACCAUCACUACCAACGAGCCUCCGACCGUGAGGCCGAUACACGAUGCACAGGCAGCGCCGACCACUGCCAAGGCCGUCCCGUCGACGACGCGGCUGGUGGGAGAGCCCUGCACCGGGAGGGUCGUCGAGUGCUACGAGCGAGUCUGCUCGAACGAGACUGGGUCGUCGGAGGAGGACUACUUGGUGUCGAGGGCGCCGUUGGACAUGACCACGCGACGGAAGCUCAAGAACCUCUGCUGGGAGACGAUGUUUGGCCAGGAGUUGGCCAAGGUCACGGUCGUCGAUCUCGUGCUGACCUUCAUAUCCGUGCUGGCGAUCGACUUUGUUCGGGCGCUCAUGGUGCGCUACUUCAACGAUUUCUGGUGCUGGGACCUCGAGAAGCAGUUUCCCCAAUACGGCGAGUUCAAGAUAGCCGAGAACAUCUUGCAUCUCGUCAACAAUCAAGGGAUGGUGUGGAUGGGGAUUUUCUUCAGUCCGGGCUUGAUCCUCCUGAACCUCGUGAAACUCGUCAUUCUGAUGCAUCUGCGCUCCUGGACCGUCGUCACGUGCAACGUCCCCCACGAAAUUGUCUUUCGGGCCUCGAGGUCAAACAAUUUUUACCUGAGUUUGCUGCUGACGAUGCUGUUUCUGUGUGUGUUGCCGGUCGGCUAUGCCAUCACUUGGGUCGAGCCGUCCUGGCACUGCGGACCAUUUUCCGGUUACAAGAGAAUCUACCAUCUGGCGACAAAAAGUCUGCGAGACGCUUUGCCGACUUACGUGCUCGAAUACAAGAUACUCGACUACAUAGCGUCACCUGGCAUUGUGAUUCCACUGAUUGUCCUGAUGACUUUGGUGAUUUACUAUAUGGUUUCGUUGACGAAUUUGUUGAGGGAGUCAAACAACGACUUGAAGAUUCAACUGAGAAAAGAGCGCACGGAGGAGAGACGCAAGAUGUUCAAGAUAGCCGAGCAGAGACUGGAAUCCAACGACAAGAACAAACAGUACGGCAAGUGGGGGAGCUUGGUGCCCCAGCUGAGCGUAGUUAAACAGGGUAUAAUAAAUCGUUUAUCUGCGCAUACAACAGCCAAAGAGAAUCACGAGAAUCAAAAACAACGUUCAAGCGAUGAUUCCGAGUACGGCGAAAACACGGAAGGUGAGCAAGAGUCCCUUCCCCACGAUCAGCUACCAGCACCUGCAGCACCAGUUACCGAUCUGCCAAAAGACAAAAGCGCGACGACAUCGGUUGAUAGGAAAAAUACGUGCAGGGCAGGACCAUCCCACGAAUGCAGUGGGACCAUUCCUCGAAUACGCAUUAGCGGCGAGGAGGAGCAUGCUGGUGGUGACGAGCCGCUAAACUCGUUGGCCUCUGAACCUACAGACAAGGAUUAA
Copidosoma floridanum is the source of this 3657-nucleotide messenger RNA. RefSeq names its product transmembrane channel-like protein. The record is from RefSeq and is a predicted model, not a curated record. Gene Ontology annotation, molecular function: mechanosensitive monoatomic ion channel activity. Gene Ontology annotation, cellular component: plasma membrane. Lineage: Eukaryota; Metazoa; Arthropoda; Insecta; Hymenoptera; Encyrtidae.